Molecule: messenger RNA, 3803 nt
Organism: Mytilus californianus (California mussel)
Lineage: Eukaryota; Metazoa; Mollusca; Bivalvia; Mytilida; Mytilidae
Exons: 6
Coding region: 140-1024 (294 amino acids)
Source: RefSeq, a predicted model, not a curated record
UAUUACAAUUUCAGCUCUCUUCCGUCAAUAACAAAAUUCGUGGGUGGAGUUUCGAAAUAUUAUCAAAUUUGUUUGAAUGGCAAUAUUUUCAAAAGGUGUAAGUUGACAACAGUAUUUCGAAAUUAUUUUAUAUAAAAGGAUGGCAAGCAGUCCCGAACCUAGUAUAUUGAAUCAACAGAUGCCGCAGAAACCUGUCGCAAAUCCAGGUCAAACAUCGGCCAAAGUUUCUGCAGUGGAGCUUUCGAAAAAGUUACAGAAAUGUAUGCUGAGACUGAAAGGAGAGUAUAUGGGAAAUGAAGGGCAAGGUGUAGACUAUGAAAAACUCAGAUUAAGUCAACAGUUCAAGGAGUAUGAGGAAUUAACGUCACAACUUCAGAACGUCAGUUUAACAGAUUUAUCUGAGAAUGAAAAGAAAGCUUUCUUCAUCAAUUUAUAUAAUGCUCUUACCAUCCAUGGUUUGGCAAGAAUGGAUGCAUUACCAGAUUCUGUUUUAAAUGUCCAACAGUUUUGGAAAAAGACGUGUUAUAAUGUAGCAGGGCAUACAUUUAGCUUAGAUGAUAUAGAGCAUGGAAUAUUAAGAGGAAACAAACCACAUCCAUCUUCAAUGAGUCCACCGUUCAAUCCAAAAGAUCUCAGACUGAAGUUUGUCUGUACUCUUGACCCAAGGAUACAUUUUGCCUUAGUAUGUGGUGCAGUGUCAUGUCCUGUGAUCAAUGUUUACACGGCUGAGAACCUAGACAGAGCAUUAGAGGAUGCCACAAAGAAUUUCUGCAAACAAGAGGUGUCAAUGUUUACAGAAACAGAUGAGAUCUGGCUGUCAAAAAUAUUUCAGUGGUAUAUGGAUGAUUUUGGCAAAACAGAUUUAGAUGUUAUUAAAUGGACUAUUCCAUAUUUAGAAUUGAAUAUUCAAGAAAGAGCAUGGACUCUACUAGCAAAAUUACAAAGUUAUGGAACUGUUGAUGUUAAAUAUAAUGAAUAUGACUGGAGACUUAAUAGAAAGGGAGUUAAUCCAUUGAUUCUUUAAAAGUUAAAGAAUAAGCAAAAAUGAUGAAAGAAGAAUAGAGGAAAACUAGGACUGGGAAACAGACGUCUUGCUUAUUUAUAUUUUUGCCUAUUGUUAGCUUUUCUGGUAAGGUGUCUGAGCUUCCAAACAUUUUGGUACAAGGAAUAUUUAAUUUUUUAUACAUAUUGUUAUUAUUGUUGGUUUAUUCUAUAUUUAUACAGUUUUCUUUCUGGUAAAGAUAACAUUAUAAACAUUUAUUUUUACGCACUAUGAAAAUUGAAAUCCAUAAUUGUAUGUAAAGUGUCUGAUGUUUAUCAUGUUUAUUGUUAAAAGAUUGUUGGAUCUAGAUACAACAGGUACAAGGGUAUAUUGUCUUUUGUGUAGUACUAUCAUCAGACAUUGUUAAAAUAUAAUGCUAUAGAUGUAUCUUUUUUGGUCAGUUAUUUUAUGUCUUUUCCUUCAUUAUUUGUUAGAAUGAACAAUUAUUUAUAAUAGCCUUAGAUGGUACAUUGUGCUCCCAUAUUAAGAUCCUUCAGUCUCAUUUUAGCAAAGAAGUUUUAAGGAAUCAAUACAAGGACUGUUCAAUUUAAUCUUUACAAUGCCAUAUGUUGUAGGAGGAAACUUUUCCUACAUAAGAUAUGCAAUACAAACAUUUGAAUCAGAUUUCUCUUUCUGUUUUUCAUCAUUGUAUUUAUAAGGUGUAAAGAAAUAUAGUACAAUUCUUUGUAGAUUUACAUUUUGCAUUGGUUUGGGAACGUAAAUUUCUUUAUUAGACUUCUUAUUUUAUGAUUUAAAUACAUGUUUCUAAAUAGUAAUAGUCAAGAUAAUCUAUAACCUAAGAUAUACAUAUGCUUACAAAUAAUUAUGAGGGCAGAAAGAUUUGACAAAUCUGUUUUAGUACCCUUACACAAUUUAAUCUUAAAACUCAAAGGGAGAUAAUAGAUUUUAUAUAAAAAAAUAUUUGAAUUAUCUCCCUUAGAUCACUUGACCGGCUAUCUAGAUUAAUGUAGAACUCACUGUAGUCAGUGACUAAGUGUUCAUUGAAAGUGGACUUUAAAGAUUAGGUUACUCUGGUUAAAAAUUCAAAGGCCCGCAAGAAAAAGUGCAAUUUUUCUGACAUGGCAUAAAUGUCAAAUAAAGUCAAUUUAUAGAUUUUAUUCCUCGGUGUCAAAGAAUUCUUUAAUACAGUUUUUUGAUAAAAUAGAUUUGUAAACAUGAAUAUCAUACCCCAACUCACAGAGUGUCUUGUUAAGUGUAGUCACUUUUUUAACAUAUCGGUCUGGCCGUCUCCAUAUUUUCUACAAAUAUUACUAUAUGAAGGAAUGAUUUAAUAUUUGGUCUGAAACUUUAUAAUGUUGAGUUGUACUUCCUGUUUGAUGAUACUUUUAUUUUAUUAUGAUCACCUUAAACAUGGAUUUUCCAUUAAUAUUUGAUAAUGAGUGGGAGUAUACUUUUCAUGCCAUUGUGUGUAACUUCUUUUUUUCUAUUGUUGUUAUUGGGUAUGACAUUUUAUUUGGUUUUUUUUUUCAAUGCCAGUUGAUGAUUUUCUAUAUUAAAAAGGAAAAUUAUUGACACAGCCCCUUUUGAUAUUAACUUGUAUAAAAAAAAUUUCAAAUGGAAGAAUAAACUAAAAAAGAUUGAACUUAAUAAUUCUUUUAAUUGACUUAUUAAUUUUUCAAAAGUCUUGGAAAUCAAUCUACCUCUUGAAUUUGUUUGGCAUUUUUUUUUCACCGUAUUUCAUAAUUUAUAAUAAUUUGGAUAUACGUGUGUUAUAUCAUGGAAGUAAUAUUUCCAAGUAGAUAUAUGUAAUAUUUAUAUUGACAAAAUGAUAAGAAAAUGUAUCAUGUUAAGAAGAAGUAAAUAUUUAUUUAUGUAUAUGAGUUUACAGAAAAAAUCUUAAUUUAAAAAAGUGUGAAUUUUGAUUUUACAUAUUGAUUAUUAUGUAUUUUGCUUGAAUGAAUGUGUUUGUUUUGUAUGCAAACAAUCAUUUGUUUGUUGUUGAUUUUUUCUUUUUUUUAAACAGUCAGUAUGAUACAUUUUUUUUUAAUAUGCUAUUCAAAUCAUAAAUGUUCCACUUGUCCCAUAAAAAAAAAUCAGGAUUUUAUAGAUUAAAUCAUUUUGUAUUGAAAACUUUAAAUCCAAUUUACUGAAACAUGAAACAAAAAGUCUACCAAGAACUUCAAUAAGCAUCUUGGUAAUGUUCAGAUGACAUCUUUCAGAAAUUUACAUUGUCAAAAAGGGGAUAAAAUAUACCAGGGGACAAUAGGAAGAAAACAAACAGAUGACCAAAAGAAAAAUAAGUUAUAAUUAAAUAGUCCAUAAAAUAAUACACAGAAAAAGUUGAGCAAUACUUACCCUAUUGAUGCAUCUGAGAGUUGCUAAAUGUAGCUCAGGUGUCUAAAUGUUCAACAAUAGAUUUUUCUUAAUCUUCGGUAAAAGACUUCUUGGUCAAUGUAUGAUCAAAUUUCAAUAUAAAAACUGGGGGUUACAGACCUUGUUUUUUCAUACAUUGAAAUUAACAAAAUUACAGUUCAGUUAUAUGGGAUAUAUAGGGGAAGCUUGAAUUUUUUCCUUGUUUGAAAUAUCAAAUAAAAAUAGAGGGGUUACCAGCCAUAUUUUCUUGAAAAAUCCCCAAAACAUAAAUUGUCCUGUCAAAUUCAAUAUAAUUAUCUGCCCGUGUUUUUAAAAGUAUUUUUCUGAAAUUUUUUAUAUAUGCGUAACAACACUUAAUUUUCCAUAGUUUAAUAUUUAAAUUUAGAUGUUUCUGUUGUAUUGAAGGAUACUUGGUAAAAAAAGAUUU